Molecule: messenger RNA, 2292 nt
Organism: Venustampulla echinocandica
Lineage: Eukaryota; Fungi; Ascomycota; Leotiomycetes; Helotiales; Pleuroascaceae
Product: putative U3 small nucleolar ribonucleo protein mpp10
Exons: 1
Coding region: 1-2292 (763 amino acids)
Biological process (GO): rRNA processing
Cellular component (GO): sno(s)RNA-containing ribonucleoprotein complex; nucleus; small-subunit processome
Source: RefSeq, a predicted model, not a curated record
AUGGCUGAACCAAAAAUGGCCGAUACCAGCACAACAUCCUCGAUAACGUCUACUUCGCACACCAUGACCGCAUGGCCAACAUCCGCCACUCAAGCCAAUUUUUCCAAUCCUCAUAAUACCGCCUAUCCCUCCCCAAUGGCAGACCUACUAGCAGCUCUUGCACCGUCAAAUCGACAUACCUUCAUCGCACCUCCGGCCUCAUUACCUAACACAAGCCUGGAGUUUGCAAAAAGUACGCUAGAUACGUUUGCUGGGAAAUUGGGCGAUGAGCAAGCGCAGAGAUUGAAGGAGCUGAGGAACAAGAGGAAAAGAGGCGAAGUGGGAGAAGAUGUGGGGGAGGUGCUGAAGAUUCGGAAGGUACAUACUGAAGGGUUUGCUGUGCAACAAGUUUGGGAGCAGGCGAGGAGGGUCAUUGAUUCUUUGAGGGGGGAUGCGGAGAGAGGGCUUAGAGAACUUGGCGGGGAAGAGGCUGAUAGUCACGAUGAGGAUGAGGUCCAGGAAGGAGAGGUAGAUGGUGGGGUGGAAUUGAUGAAGUUUGAUGAGGAUGGGUUUGAAGUUGAGUCCGAUGAUGAGGAGUUAGAAGGAGAAGAGGAAGAUGAAAUGGAGGGUUCUGGAAGUGACGACGUUGGUGAUGAUGUGGAUGGUCAUCUUGAGUCCGAAAACGCUGAGAUGGACGAUGAGUUCGACGGUGAAGAUGAUUAUGAUGAGGAGAUGUCAGAAGAUGAUGAGCCCACUGGAGUAUUCGUCGAAGAUCCAAACGGUCUAAAUGACGGCUUUUUCUCCAUCGAUGAGUUCAACAAGCAGACCGAAUUUCUUGAACAACAAGAUGCUACUGCGGAUCCCAAUACCGGCGAAGCAAGUGACGAAGAAGAUAUCGACUGGGAUGCUAAUCCUCUCGGUAUGACAACAAAACCAGUCUCGAGCUCACGGCGAGCUGCUGCGAUGGAUAUCGAUGAUGAUGAAGACGAAGAUGAAGAAUUGGAGGACGACGCUGGCCCCACUUUUGGAAAUAUGGAUCUAAAUGCCGCCGAAGGCGAAAGCGAUGAUGAAGACGAAGAUGCCGACAUGGACGAGGGUAUGGAUACAGCCGGUGAUAAUACGAAUGACGUUACGUACAAAGAUUUCUUCGCACCUCCUCCGCGCAAAGCUGGAAAAGGGGAACGGCAGGCAAAAUAUCUCGAGAGGCAGUCCCAGAAAGCUAAGGCGGCAGAGCCAGAGGAUGAUGGUGCAGAUAUCGAGCGAGCUAUGGCAGACGUCAGACGUGAUCUGUUCGAUGAUUUAUCAGACGAUGCCGGCUCAGAAGCUGCUAUGUCAGAUCUUGAUCCGGCAGACCCAAAGUCACGGCGGUCGGCACACGAGCGUCGGCAAGCAAAACUCGCCGAAGAGAUCCGUCGCCUGGAAGCUGCAUCAGUUGCAAAGCGAGAAUGGACGUUGUCUGGGGAAGCUCGAGCUGCCGAUCGGCCACAGAACUCACUUUUGGAUGAGGAUCUUGAUUUCGAGCGCACGGGAAAGCCCGUGCCAGUUAUCACCGCUGAGGUCUCGGAAAAUAUUGAGGAUCUCAUCAAGAGGAGGAUCUUAGCUCGGGAAUUUGACGAAGUCGUCCGUCGUCGUCCAGACUCAUUGACUCCAGCGAAUACUCGGAGAGGUGCUUUUGAGCUUGAUGAUACCAAACCCCAACAAAGCCUAGCCGAGAUGUAUGAGGAAGAGCAUGUCAAGAAUACCAAUCCCGAUACCUACGUGAGCCAGGCAGAUGAGAAAAUGCUGAAGGAAGAGAAAGAGAUCGAAGCGUUAUGGAAAGAGGCCAGCGCAAAACUUGACGCCCUCAGCAGCUGGCAUUAUAAACCCAAGCCUGCAGCACCAAGUUUGACAGUGGUAGCCGACGUGGCCACUAUCAGCAUGGAAGACGCACAACCCACCACCGCUAGCGGAAUUAACGGUGGCGAGAGCAUGUUGGCGCCUCAGGAGAUCUACAAAGCUGGACAAAAUAAGGAUACUAUCACGCCUGGUGAAGUGGUUCCAAAGAGCGGAGCUCCAGUUGCAAGGCAAGAAAUGACCCGCCAAGAGAAGUUAAGAAGAAGGAGAAGAGAGAAAGAGAGAAUCAAGAAGCGUGGAGAUGACGACCCUAAUAAACGUCCUGAGGGAAAGAAGGCGCAGAAGAAGCGGGAGACCAUUGGGGAGCUUAAGAAAGGUGGUGUUAUGGUCAUUGGAAGGAAAGGGGAGAUCAGAGAUGUUGAGGGGAAUAAAGUCCAGGCUGCGGCAUUGGUAAACGGUGCUGGUGGUUUCAAACUAUAG